AUGAGACACGAGUUGUGGGUGCGCAACGACGACGUCAUCCUGAGAGGAGCCCAACAAGUUGUUGUGCCCGUUCAGCUCCGCCGCAGAUACCUGGAGCUGGCGCACAGCGCGCACGACGGAAUCGUCCGCAUGAAACAGGCGCUGCGGAAUCUGGCGUGGUGGCCCGGCAUCAACCGUGAGGUGGAGGAGCUGGAGCUGGAGAUCGGAGGAUCGCAGUGUCGACGUGUGGCACUGAUCGACUCUGGGUGCACUCGGACCCUAGUGCACGAGUCGGUGUGCCACCAGUGGCGGAGGAGCGCGGCAGAGGUGAUCACAGUGAACGGCCAGCGGCUGCAGUGCGAGGGCGCCGCUGAAGUUCGGCUCGCGGUGCCGGGCUGCCGCGCAGUGGAGGUGAGCGCCCUUGUUAUAAGGGAAAGGCCCCUCGGGUUUGCGGUGAUCGUGGGAAUGGACGCUAUCCGGUCGCUGGGGGGAGUGACCGUGCGCUCGCCCUCUGACGUGCAGUUCGGAUGCGAGUUAUUCGGCUCGAGCGUGAGUGAUGUGCAGUUCGGACGUCGGUCGGUGGCGUGUGCUGCCACAGGCGAGGAGACGGGAUUGAGAAUCGAGAAGGAAGACUUUGUGGUGACGUUCGACCCGACCCGGCGGCGGUGGGUGAUGUCGUGGAAGUGGGCUGGCGGCAGAGCGCCGGGUGAGCUGGGCGGCGCGGUGGACGAGUAUCCGGUGCCGGAGGAGGCACGCGCCGAGUACGAAGCUGAGCUGGAGAACUGGAUCAGAGACGGCUGGCUAAGUGAAUAUGACGAGGAAGAGCUGGGUCCGGCCAUGGGCUCGAUACCGCUGAUGGCGGUCAUGCAGUGGACAAAAGUGAGGCCUGUGAUGGACUUUCGAUCUCUGAACAAGCACGUGCCAGCCUUCACUGGUGACGCGGAUGUUUGUGCAGAGCGGCUACGCCGGUGGCGCCAGAUGGGAGCGUCCGUGGCGCUCCUGGACCUGAAAAAGGCUUUCCUUCAAGUUCACGUCGAGAAGGCCCUUUGGCCAUACCAGACUGUCUGGUUCAGGGGCAGGAGAUACGCGCUGACCAGGAUGGGGUUCGGCAUCAGCGUCGCCUCGUCGGUGAUGCAGGCGGUGCUGGACCUGACCGUGGCUCAGGACCCGCGGGUUGCGGCGGCCGUCUCCACCUAUGUGGACGACAUCCUGGUAAACGAGGACAAACUGCCUGCCACCCAGGUCGCCGAACACCUCCAAAUCUACGGGCUGGAGAGCAAAGCUCCACAGCGAGCGAGCGACGGCACCCGCAUCCUCGGGCUGAGAGUCUGGGGAGAGCCCGAUGGAGACUUGCGGUGGGGCCGAGACAACGAUGUCAAGAACGUGCCGAAGCCGCUGACGAAGCGCAAGGUGUUUUCCAUCUGCGGGCAGCUGACAAGCCAUUACCCGGUGUGUGGCUGGCUCCGCCCGGCCGCGUCGUUCGUCAAACGACUGGCGAAUGAAACGGCGAGCCGCUGGGAUGACCCCAUUGAAGGGGGUCUCGUGCCGCAGCUGGUUGAGGAGCUGGUGGCCAGCGUGAACGCCGCCGACCCAGCCAGGGGGCGCUGGAACGUGAGCGGCGACACAAUGACAAUAUACACCGACGCGAGCUCACUGGCACUCGGUGUGACUGUCGAGGUGGACGGUGAGACGGUGGAAGACGCCAGCUGGCUGCGCCGGGCAGACGACGCGGCUCACAUUAAUCUCGCCGAACUGGACGCGGUUCUAAAGGGCGUGAACUUGGCCCUUCAGUGGCGAGUCACUGAUAUGGACAUUGUCACAGACUCGCGCACAGUGUGGCAGUGGGUGUCAGACGCGCUCAGUGGCAGGGCGCGUCUCAGGUCCAAGGCGGCGUCAGAAAUGCUCAUCAGAAGACGGCUAUCAACUCUCAAAGCCUUGAAGGAUGAGUACGGCCUGAGCAUUCGCAUCAGGUGUGCGCCCUCAGCAGCCAACAAAGCCGACGCACUGACCCGGGUGCCUGGGAAGUGGCUGCGCGAGCGAGACGCUGCAGGGUCGCUCCCCGAUGUGACCGCGGCGCGCAGUAUCGCAGCCGCCGUGUCGGCGGACCCGGCCACCGGCGGCCGGCGACAGCUGGCCGGCAGCGCGGCCGCCGACUGGCUGACGGCUGACAUGCUGGACGAACAGCACAAGGGCAGUCGCGAGUUCUCCGGACACAUCACCAAGCUGGCCAGGAUGGUCGCCUCGCAGCCGAAUCUGGGCGAGUACCUCUUCGACAAGGAGCUGUAG
This is a messenger RNA of Amphibalanus amphitrite, 2265 nucleotides long. RefSeq lists its product as uncharacterized. The record is from RefSeq and is a predicted model, not a curated record. Gene Ontology annotation, molecular function: nucleic acid binding. NCBI's taxonomy places the organism in Eukaryota, Metazoa, Arthropoda, Thecostraca, Balanomorpha, Balanidae. The transcript has 3 exons. Bases 1 to 2265 code for a protein of 754 amino acids.